AUGCCGAUCGACAAAAAAGAACCUCCUUCUUCACCGGAAGAAAGUUUCCACGCAUGGCUCAUUUCCUUUUUCGGUAAUGACCAAGAAGAAAGUUCUUCGACCUUUUUGAGCUUCAUUAUCGAAUGGGCUCAUGAAAUCUACGUUAUAUGGAAUCGUUACUUAUGUGGAGUGGUUAGGGAACACAGCCUUUGGUGGAAAUCGUGCGAGAGCGUCACAAAGGGGGCAGUUACGGUUGCGGCGGAGAGCGUUGACGAUUUGGUCCCGCCUCCAGGUUCAAGACAUUCCCACGCGUGCGACUUCUGCGGUUCGUACGUUUGGCAUGCGACAGCGUGUCUAGCGACUGCUUCAUUACUUCUGUUUGGAUUCGCUACUACACUCACGAUGUAUAAGGUCCUGCGCUCCUACUCGAAAAAAGCCGAGCGAAAGCAUGAAAGCUCGCGAGCUUCCCAAUCCGGAGGUGAUUCCAAGUACUACGAGGAGCAUCACCAGCACCGGAAUGGCGGCGGCUCACUAGGAAGUGCCAAUGUCUACCAUCAACAGCAGUCGAGGAUCGGAGCCGAGAACGGACAGCUUCUCGCUGCCGACAACAAGCAUCUCGCGAAUGCCUACCACGCCGGUGGUGGCGGAUUCUCUGAAAGUUCGUCCUACGAAACCCGCGAACACUUUGAACGCAAGGUCCAAAGAGUCAAGAAGACACGAAGCGAGCGUGAAAGGGAUCGCUCUCGCUCAUCCAGACGUGAUGAGGUACGUUUUUAUUUUUCAUUUUUUUCAAAUUCUCGUGGGAAAGUUUAGACUCUUCCUUCUCUUUUUUGUUGUUUUGUUCAAGUUCUUUUUCUCCUUGAUUUUUCCAUCUAUUCUGACAUGUUCCAACAUUUCUUCUGGAUCUUCAGUAACCUAUAAUAUUUUAUCUGAUCCUGUGGUCGCAUCAGCCAGGGUUGCCGGCGAUAUGACCCUGCGCCAUUCUAUCCAAUUGCGUCUUCUUUAUUAUAUUGCGCUGAUUUCAUCUAACUAUUAAAUUAACUACUCGAGUUAAUUAGACGAACCUAUCUUUAAAGUUUAAAUAAAGCAAAUCAGAACCUUUCCCAUAAAUGAAAAUCAAUAGAAAAUAAUUUAGAGCUUCUUAUAUUUUUUUUUUCUCGUUACAUUCUCUUAUGAGGAAAUGUACAGAAAUCAUGAAAUUUCUGCAGAAAAUAAGAAUGCCCUUGUGUUUGUGUUAUUGGGAUCGUAGGAAAAGGAAGAGAAGACGUGCAAGGGUGUGGUCGACUUCUCUGGCGCGUAGGCGAGCGUGUGUAUUGUCGGCCGGUUGGUGGAAAUGGGUGGGGAGCGCUAGUGAGUCCGAAGGCGUACAUGGAAAAGGCUUUUUUUGCUAGGGCUUGGAUUCUUUCUCCUUUUUUCCCAAUGAUAGGAAUUCGAGUUGAAAGGAAAUAAAUUUCAGUUGGUUUUUUGCGAAGAUACUUUGGAAGAAGUGAUAUUUCAACUUUUUUUGUUCAGAAAGAUAAAUAAGAUAAUGAGUUAACGUGAUAAAUCCACACCAAUAACCUUUAGAAAAACCUAUUCAAUGAUUUUUGCAUGAUUGCCGGGCUUUACUUUUCUAUGAAUGGGUCAUCCAUCGCGUCAGGCAAAAGAAGGCGCUAGAGCGGACGAAAAGUGAUCCAAGUGCGUUCGAUUUCUUUUUUUGGCCGCAGCGCUGGCUGGUCGCAAUUGUGUUGUUUGCCGGUUGUGAGUCACAUUAUAAAAACUAUCCUAGCCCUCAAGCUGUUGAAAUCACGAAGAAAACUUCUGGAAAAAAGAAUUACUAAAACUAGGCUGUUUCAGAACCGAUUUUUCAUUUUCUUACGAUCCCAUUUCCGAAUUCAGUUAAACACUGGCAAAAAUGAAUAUUUCUUCUCUUUCUUUGAUAGAAUAAUAAAUAAAAAAAGUUUUCCGGAAAUUGUUUUGUUUGAAGUAAAUUUUUUCUCGAGAAGGUCAUAGUUCGAAAUAGAAUGGGAUUCAAAGAGAAGAGUAAAGCCACGCCCUGUUACAUUUUCUUUGCGUCUUCUCAAUCGUUUGUGCAAAGUGAGGAGCGCAGUUGGAACAGGAAAGAAUCGACAGACCAGGAACCUGACUGAACCAUUUUCGACGUUCAGUUAGAACUUCCUAAAAACCACGAGAUCGAAAAGGACUAUCAAAAGCCAUCUGGGAGAUCGAUAAAGUGAUCGGACAAUUUCUUUGUCUUUCCUUUGCGCCUCUUGAUGUUUCCAAGAAUUCUUCAUUGACUAUAAACUCCUGAGCAAACAUGGCCCGAAACGAACGAAGAAAAGGCACAAAAUAAGUACUAUCGACAAGCAUCAAUUGUUUGCAUUCUGAGAUUGUUUUCAUCAUUCUUUUUUUUUGUGGAAAGGCUACAGUUGAUAGCUUGUGCAAAUUUUUGAGUGUGGUGAGCUCCACAUGACUCAUGUCACGAAAAUAUAUUAUCCUGAAGGCGCAAUACUUAGUCAUUUCAGUUGAACUCGGUUUUUGUCCUGGAAAGAAAAAAUGUUUGUUCUGAUUGUGUGAGAAAAAAAAAUUUAUUCAUCAUUUUAAAUUUUUUUUCUUUUUUUUUCCCAAUAGAAAAUGGAAAAAAUUUGUCUGGUUUGUCUUACUGUUACUAGGUUUCGCAGAUGAACCCGGUGCUUAUAUUCUUCAUUUUUAAAAGAUGGGUAGCGUACCAAGAAAAAAAAAGAAAUAUCAGAAUGUUUCCCUUUACAUCUUUUUGAUCAGCAAAAAAUACCACUCCAUUCCUUUAUAUGGUUGCACAGUUUCCGUUUGCAGUGGCGAUAAUGAUUUUCUUGAAUAUCUAUGUUCAGAAUGUCUUCACCCCUUAACCAAAGGUUAUUUUGAGGUUUCCGAAGUGCUACAAGGCAGCGACGCGACAUCAGCGCGCGACGCGUUGCUGCAGUGGGCGCGGAAGGUAUUAUUCCGCUCAGAAAGUUCCGGAACCUUUUGGAUCUCAGGUGACUGAAGGCUAUCCUCGCGUCAAUGUCACCAACUUCUCGAGCUCCUGGCGCGACGGACUUGCUUUCAACGCGAUCCUCCACCGCUAUCGUCCGAAUCUCAUCGACUGGAACAAGGUCCGUUUUUCAAGCUUUGCUCAUUAGGUUGUUUAUGCGUUUCCCGAAAAUUUUGAGUGAAUGGGACCUAGGCGAAAUUUUUAAUUAAAAAAAAAAAUCUUUUUAGCGGUUUUUUUUCUAGAAAUUUUUUCCUUUGAACGCCUUUUUCGGCUUGGAUAGCAUAGUACGUUUGAACAAAAAAACGCUCAUUACGGCUUUAAAACUUACUCUUUUUAAAUAAACUCUAUUUUAUAAAGAAAAUAGUUGCUUGUCAUUUUUUUAAAAUACUAUAUCAAUCUCAUUUUGAAUCGUUAUUGAUUAUCAAUAUAGAAUUAUCUUCCGAAAUGGCAAUGAAAGCCGAAAAAGAGACGCCCCUUUUGUUCACUAAUGUGUGCUGUUAUACGUACCGUUUUGCCGCAAUCAUCAUAAUGCAAAUUCGUGUUUUGCAUGAGGGGCGCGACGACCUUGCACGUAGAACUAGGCACGUCGCCAAACCUUUGCAAAACGAGAAUAGAUGGCGGGUAGAGAGGACACUCUGAGGUUUCCGCUUGGGAAAAUGAAAAAAAUUUAUCCUUUUUUGAUAGAUUUAUGCGAAAUAAACUAGUUUUUCAAAUAUCUUAUGGUUUUUGUUUGAUUUUAGAUCUUUUUGAGUGAGCGAUAAGGAAGAAAAAAAGAAGAAAAAAAUUGUUCUCUUUUUUUCUCUCAAAAAAAUCAACUCAGUUUUAAAAAAAUAACUGAGUUGAUUUUUUUUUCAAAUUUCUGAUCGCUCUAAAUUCGCUCUGGACUCUGAAAAAAAAAGUCCCAUGUGUGUGUUGCAUGUGUAGAGAGCUCGGAAAGCAGGAUCACUUGUUGGGAGAGCCGGCGGUCGUCGCGCCUUUUCAAGAGCCCUUGUAAGCAUACAUGAGUAAGAUGAAAAAGCGGACAGACUGUGGUUAGCCAGUCGGAAUUUGAAUUAAAACUUUGAAAAAGUUUCCGUAGUGGAACCAGGCGGAAAAAGGAGUGGCGGAAUUUUUGAAACCAACAAAAGAAAAAUUGCUUCAUAAGUUAUUUUUCAAUAUUAAGUAGGAUGUGAAAUUAUAAAUUUUUUUGGUUUUUCUGGCUGGUUUAUAGAGUGUAAGUCGAUAUUCAAAGGAAUAUAAUUGAACAUUUGACGGUCGACUUUUUGCAGAUCAGUGACCCGUUGGUGUCGAACCGCGAACGAUUGGACAAUGCGUUCGCGGCAGCGGAACGCGAAUUCGGAGUUUCUCGGCUUCUCGACGCCGAGGACGUCGACACAGAUCAUCCAGACGAGAAGAGUUUGAUAACUUAUGUCUCGUCGCUCUACAACGCUCUUCCACACCGACCCGGAAUGUCAACUGUGAGUUUCAUUGCAAGUCUUAUCAUUAUCUUCAGUGGAACUGCUUUAACUUUCUCGUGGUGAUAACUAACUGUAUCAAUAAUGUACUCAACAAUGUCCAGUUCGUUCAAGUGUCUGUCUGUUCUUUAGUUGCAACAGCUCCAAGAGCAGUAUGUGGAAGAAGCGCGCGAAUGGCGAGAAUGGGUGGAACGUGCGACGCGACUCGUAGAUGAUCGUCUGUUGGCAGGCUCAGCCACGGAGCUCAUCUACGAACUGCAACGCUUCCGAGAAGACGACCUGCCGCCAAGGGACGAGCAACGACAUCGGCUCGCCGCAGUCUUCGAUCACAUUGAGCGGCAACUCGGCGCGACACAGUUCUACUCAGUUCCGAAGGAUCUGACGACUUCCGAGUUGCAACGUGCCUGGCACGAUUUGCUCAACUCCAUUGACCGACGUUUUGACGUCCUGGAGAGCCACCGUCGCACUGAGGUGCGUGCUUGUUCAUGUUACGUGGAAUUAACAUCUCGCGCAGGCUGAGGGAAAAAAUUGUUGUCUUUUUAUGUAUGUUUUUCACAAUUUUCUCACUAAUUAUGUGACUAAUGUGUUUUUAACGAAUUUUUUGUGUAAUAAGCGCAUGGAAUAAAAAAAAUGAACAAAAAGUGAGCCGGAAAUUAAGCUAUGGAAGCUGAAAAUGAUUCCAUCAAUAUAUGAAUCAAAGUACAUAGACUCAGUUCGAAAAAAUAUUAAUUAUUUCACCUUAAAUUAGCUUUGCAUUGUUUCCAAGUACUAUAAAACUUUUGAGUGAUUAAUAGACUAUUUAUUUCCGGAAAAACCCACGAGUUGAACGUAUUUUUAGAUUUCCAGAUUGAUGUGGGUAGUUAAAAAUCCGCUGAUCAAAUUUUUGAAAAAUGAAGUUUUUGGCAACCCUACUGUUUGAUUCAAAAACCGGAAUUCGUUUUGUUUUUGCGAAUUUAUCUUUUUUUCUAGAGAUUUGAAAAAAAUGCUCUGCCAUAAUUUAAAAAUAGCUUUUUAUCAAAUUUUUUUGAAAAAAAUGAAGUUUUUUUGGCAACCCUACAGUUUGAUUCAAAAACCGGAAUUCGUUUUGUUUUGUAAAUUUAUCUUUUUUUCUAGAGAUUUGAAAAAAAUGCUCUGCCAUAAUUUAAAAAUAGCUUUUUUUAUCAUGUACCUGUUUCUGGAGAGUUCUUUUUUUUUAUUUUCUGAGUCCAGAUCUAUUUUUAGCUGUAACUUUUUUUGAAACAAUAUACUUAAGGGAAACUUGAACGACUUGAUCAGUCGCCUGACCCGAGGAAUCGGCAUCACCAACGAGAAGCUCGACCUGAUUCUGAAAAGUUAGUCAACUUCACGUCUAUUGCUUGAUUUUUUAUUUUUUAGGAAUCGAAGACGUCGAAUCAAGAAUCGACUCGUCACCACCUGGAGCUAUCGAGAAAACAGUCAGCGAGAUCGUGGAAGAUUUGAAUCUACUGGAAGGCCCAAUCAGCGGAUUUUUCGAGGACGUCGACGAACUCAAGAACAACAAUCAUCCCGAAGCGAACGAUUUCUACUCUCAGUAAUUUUUCAUUAUUUUGCUGGUUCACGGCUUUUUUCGCAGGGUCUACGGAUUGCACCAGCGAAGAACGACCUACCUCGACCGUCUGACCAACCAGAUUCUUGUCCGUCUUGGUGUCAGGACCGACACCCUGAGAAAGGUUAGAAACUUUCAGAGUAUUUGAGAGUCCUUUUUUCCAGGAAAAUCAGUCGCGACUUGACAGCAUCCGCCAAUCGUCGUUCAGUCGUGUGGAAGAAUGCAUCGAAUGGGUCCGCGUCAGAAUGGUGAGCACUUUUUCUCAUUAUUCAAUAGAUAAAGGCAUUUUUAAGCUUCUCUUCUUAAGCUGUUGGAAGGCAAGAUAGCUUUUCACUACUACUGAUAACAUUAUCUUGCCUCACUCAAAAAUAUUUCUUGCUUCUUUAGCAGUUACUAGGCGCGAGAGUUUGAAGAUAAUUAAAAAGUGGAAAAUUAAAUGAAUGAGAAGGAAAACCACAUGAAAGGAAAUUUGAUUUUCCAGCUAUCUGAUAGAUGAUGAGAAGAAAGAUAUUAGCCUUGUUAAUGUUUUUUUUUUAAAUUAGCCCAAAAUGGAAAAAAAAAGUGCAGCCAGUAAGCUCGAAUGAAUGAGCUUAAUUUUAAAGUGAAAGACUGAUUGAACAAACAAUAAAAGUAUAGAAGUUAGGGCAACCACGGAAUUUCGUGCAGAUUUUCAAACAAGAGGUCAUCAAAAGUAAGCUUAUUAUGGGCUUCUUCACUAGCUCUUUAGAGUAGAAAAAUUAGGUUGAAAUUGAUUGAAUUUUUUUUUAUAAGAUGCGUUUGCAAUAAUUUCGAUAGAAUAAGAAUCCUGUUUCAUAAUAUUAGUACGGAGGCGCAAAAGUUUGAAGAACGAAAACUGAGCGAGUGAGCCUGGAAUUUUAUACUGAAAAAUGUGAGAAAAUUCAGGAAAAAUUGACGUCGAUGGAGUUCCUGGAAGAUCUCGAAACCUUGGAACAAAUGUUUGAAAAGCACAAGCUCGACAAUCGCGACAUUCAAGACUUCCGCCAAAAUGUCAACGAAUGCAUCGCUCGACAGGUAUUCCAAACAGAAUCUUGAAGCCCAAAUUUUUCUUCUCAGAUGCAAGUCUCCGAGGAAGACUCUAUCGAGUAUUGCGAACUGCUCCGGAUUCUCGAAUCGGAGUAUCAACAACUGCGGGACCUCUCCGCUGGGCGAAUGCUCGACUUGGUACGUCUGCUCUUCAAGAUUUCCUUCCAAGCUUCCUUCAGGAUUCGUUGAUCGCCUUCGUCCGCGCGGCGCAGCUUGAGCUCGUCUGGGUGUCGGAACGCGAGGAGAUCGAAGUUACCCGAAAUUGGUCUGACAUCAAGCAGCUCGACUUGCCCAUGCUCACCAACUACUACAAACAGGUAUGUUACCUUUUUUUCGUUCAUGAUCGUCUUUUUCUGUUCCAAGGAAGUGAAGGAAAAAAAGUUUUUUGAAUCUCCUAAUGUUCUUCAAAAUUAUUUAGUAACCAGACCUUAAAGGUCAUAAACGCACUGCUACAAUAUUAAUUUACAAAUGCGCAUUCGUUGUUUGCAGCUCCUGCACGAGAUGGAACUCCGCGAAAAGCAGUACAACGACGUUCACAACCAAGGCGCCGCUCUCCUCAACCAAGGGCAUCCGGCCGUGCACGUCAUCGAGGUUUCAGCCCAUCGGAAUAUUUUCCCUCAACUAUGUGUUAGGUCUACCUCCGAACGAUGCAAAACCAAUGGGAUUGGCUUCUGGCUCUGUCCAAGUGCCUUGAAGAGCAUCUUCGCGACGCUCUGAAUUUGAAGUCGUUCCUGGAAGAAGCGGCCGACGCAGAAGCUUGGAUGGAAGAACAGUCGCUUCGCCUCGAGAACAACUACAACCGAACUGACUUUUCGCUGGAAGAAGGAGAAAGGUUCUUGCGCGAACUCGACGAGAUCAAGGUGCCGGCUUAUUUUAACUUUUUUCCAUUAGAUGUAGAGCUCUCAAAAAAAAGUCAUCCAAAAAAUCAUCGAGACAGACAAUUUGAUUUAAAUUUCAAGUGAUGGUCGAGUGUUAAAAGCGAAAACGUUCAUUUUGGGAAGUUUCAAGAAGAACUUAGAUGAGUUGCAGGAGAUUCUCAAUAAGUACCACGGCGUUUUGAUGGCUCUCACUGAUCGUUGCGCCACGAUCUCGCCUCUUUGGCAGCGCGGCGAACGAAUUUCUCAUCCCAUAACAGUGACUGCACUCUGUGACUUCAACGACAAGUCCAUCACUAUCAAAGCCGGUAAGAUUUCACUUAGAGAGGAACUUGUGUUCACUGCGAAAAUUAAGGCGACGACGUCGUUCUUCUCGACAACUCGGACCUGAUCAAGUGGACAGUCCGUGAUCUUUCUGGAAUCGAAGGAGUCGUGCCCUCUGUGGUCUUCCGAAUCCCACCACCGGAUGGAAAACUGACCGCUUUCCUCAAUCGUCUCCUCCAGCAAUUCGAAAAGCUGAAAAAGCUUUGGGACAAAAAACAUCGGAUGGUUCGCUUCAACAUGGUCCUCAACACCAUGAGAACCAUACAGUUAGUUGAUUACUUUGUGCUACUUUCCGCAUAUAUUUUUUUCGAACUUAUCAAAGUUGGCCAUUUUAUUGGGUUUUCGUCAUUCAAAAACUGUUUUCACUUUUUUUUUUCGAAAAUCUAAAUUAAAAAGUUGAAAAGAGCUUGUAGCAUUUGAAGGCCGUGAUCUUCCAAACUUGAGAUCUACAAUUUUCUCAGUAGUUUGCCAAACUCGAAGGUUAAAUUGGAUGUGUUAGAACUUUUUCAACUUUUCCCAGGAGGAAUAUGAUUAUUUUUGACAAGUAAUAUUACAUUUUCAAAUAAAAUCGGUUAGCGUAUCACAAAGUCUUUCAAAGUUUGAAAUUCGAAAAAUGAUCAAGUUCAUUAAACUCAUUUCUGAACAAUACUGAACGGGAUUUCCAGAGGCUGGGACCUGGACACUUUCAACGCGAUAGACCCCGAACAACGCGACGCGAUCAUGCGGGCUCUGAACGACGACGCCAACAAGCUCCUCAGCGAGCUGGAUCCAAACGAUCCACUCGCACUUCGUCUUCGCGAGGAACUCCGCAAAACCAACGAACAUUUCUGGAAUCUCCUCAACGCCAGUCAACGUCCUCCGGAGCCCGACUGGGCCAGUCAGUACGACCAGAAAGUCAAUGAACUCCUCCGAAAGCUGGAAGAAGCUUGGCGCAAGCUGAACGACAACGUCGGCAAGCCGGUCUCUCGUACGACAGACGAGCUCGAACGCGUCAUCGUCGACCACAAGGCGUUCGAAGACGCCCUUCAGUCGCUCGACGGCGACGUCGCCAACGUCAAAGAACUCUUCCGGCAGCUGCCCAAUCCAACUCCCACCCAAAGAGUUAACAACGAUCGCCUCAACGUCCUCUGGGACGACCUCUGGGACCUUUCGAGGAUGUAUGUCGAGCGCAUCAAGGUAUUUUUGACGUUAUUUCUUAAAAACAUUAUUAGUUUGCGCAGAUAAGACAACAGUAAAUUAGAGAAAUUUUCGGGCUUUGACUUGAUAACAUUUCAGUUUCCGGAGUUUUCAAAGCCGAAAUCCUUGAUCAAAACCUUGGAAUCUGAAAAAGUGAUGCGGGAGUCUGUAUAUAAAGAGCCUUUCACAAUUACUAGCUUUUUACAACAGUCUCAGAUUAACUACGUUUAAAAUAGACUCACUGUUUCUCAUUGCGCUUUCGAUUUGCUUUUUUUUUCUGGUGUUUUAUUGAAGGGGUAUAACUAUUUUAGGGCUUGUCCACCGUCUUAGAAAUGAGAAAAUCGCAAUAAAUUUUGUUAUGAUAGGUUAUUUAGGUUCUCGAAUCGGUAUUGAACGGCAUGAUCGAAGUCGCCGACAUCGUUAAGGCUCACGAAAUAACGCUCAAUUCGUUCGAUGACUUACCGGCUGCUUUGGACAAAUUGCGUGGUCAUCAUUCCCAGCUUCUGGAGAUCAACAUGGUUCUGAAGGUAACUUUAUUUCUUUUUUUUCUAAAUUUAUGGACUUUUCCAAUUUCCAGCAACAACAAACUGUGAUCGAUCAGCUGAACAAAAACGUCGCCCUCCUUCGACAACAUGUCGCUAGAACCAGACUCAACGAAAAUCAGUGAGUUUUUUUUUUCUCACCUGAAAAUUCUCUUCUAUUUUGGUCUUGGCAUCAGAAUAACCAAAUUAUUACCAAAAGUAAGAAAGAUGAUUGAAGUUUCACUAUUAUCAAAUAUUCCCACCGAAUAAAGGUACGUUCCGGAUAGUAAAAUCAAUUUAACUCAUCGGAUUUUUUGAAUAUUUCGAGCGCUUUUUUGGGGCGACCGGUACGGCGUCUGAAUAUUGCGGACGCUUUUCUUAAUCCUGACCUGGAAAAAGUUUAUUUCGUUUUUUGUACUGUUCAGACUUGACCAUAUUCAUUAAAACUCGAACUUAUCAAAACAGGACCAUCUUCAAGACGGGGUUUGAGUUAAGUAAACUAAAAAUUUUUGUUCGAUUUAACCUAAAAUCACACUUUUUUACCACUUCAUUUCCAUCACACAUCCUUUUUGCAUUACUCAAUAAUAUUCUUUUUCCUUUCUACAUGAUACCAUUUUGCUCUUUAGUUGUUGGUUUUUCCCUCACCUUGUACGGGAAAUUUUUGCGCCUAGGUUCAGCUGCUAAAAGCUUCUAAUACCUUUCUGAAGUAACUGACGAUCGAUCGUCCUUGAAGCCAUUUUCUGUGACCCAAAACGACUGUUUUUUUUUUUUCAUGAAAUUUCGAUCUUUAUUCCAUCUCAUUCAAAUUCGCCGGUUGGUUAUAACUGGAUCGACUUUUGAAAACUUUUUUUCCAAGCCAAAAAAGUUUUUUUUUUAUGAAAGCUGUUCGAUACGGCUUAAUGAGUCUCUUUCCAUUUUUAAGUCGAUAUAAUUCUGUGAAUUUUCAUGCAUGAUGGGUAAAAAUGGGAAAUCAAACGAUCGGAUCUUCUCACAGUUCGAGAAAAUUGCAUAAUUCCUAUAUUUUUCAGUCAUCCUGAUGUUGAUGCGAUUGAAGAAGAAGUGCAGAAGUUGAACGUGAGAUGGGAGAACGUGAACGCCCAAGUUGCGGAGCGUCUUCUGGCCGCAGAACGAGCUCUCCAAAUCCAAAUGGUCUACAGGUUGGUUUUUGCGUCAAUUCUACGGAAUAUCUGGUGUGUCUCAGAAGCGAGUACGAGACGGAGAUGCAGUGGCUGGACAGCGUCGAAGCGACGAUCAACCGGCUUCGGAAGCCCGAAGAGCUCAGGCCUGAAGAGUAUCAACAGCAGCUGGAUCUGCUCGUUUCCGAAUACGCACAGCUCCAAGAGCACACUCAAGCCAUCGAGAAUGUCAACAAGGAAGGUGGAAAGUUCAUCCGCGAAGCCAAGGUUGCUCUUUCCCUUCAUAAUCAUCAAGAGUGUGAUGUGCUUCAGAUCUUUGACUCCAAGAUGAGUCAGUACUCUGACGCGAUCGUUGGCAUUCACGGUCCUGACGUCCGUCUCCAGUUCCGUCGCUCGAAACCUCAGCCGAAGAACGGCGCUCAGAUUGUCACCGAAGAGCUUGAAGUAGCCGAUUAGCCCUUAAAAUGAUCAAAAUCAAUUGGUUUAGGCCCUGAACCGUCGCUUCGCGCAACUGAGCUCGUUGAUUCUCGAACGUCGCAACACGAUGCAAGUGCUCAUCCAAAACUGGAAGCGGCAAAAGCAGGUACGUCGGGAUCUGGGUGCGAAUAAAGGAACUCCCGCUGGGUGUAGUUUGGCGGUACAUCGACGGAUCUCGUUGAAUUGUAAAGCUUUCCUCACGCGAACUGUUUUUGUAUGAACCAAAUGGAAAAAGACAUUUACACACUCGUGUUCCGACUUUCUGAUUAAUUGAGAAUGAAUAGACUGAAAUUCAAAAAACUUGAAAUCACCAGAGUUUUAGUUUUUCUGAUGACCAUUGGAAGAAAUCGUGAGAAGAUGUGUGGAAAGCUUUCAAUUUCACUUGCUUCAUCGAUUUUAGAUGUGUACUCGUAGUAAUAGUUAGAUAGUUCGACCACUUCGUCUCACACUCCAUAUUAAGUUUCAUCAGUGAAAAUUUUUCAGUUUAAUAGUCUUCCAUAACAUAUCAAUAUUUACACUUACACUGCCUCCAAUUAAUACGUUGCCAGCACUUUUUUUGAGUUUCGCGCUUCAGCAUCGUGGUUUCAAAGCCUCUUUGAGUCCACGAAUAAAAAAAGCAAAAAGUACUUUUUUUCAUUUUUUUUUUUAUAGGUGUCUGUUUGACUACAUGAAACAUUUGAAAACAGUACUUUUGAAAAUUUUAACAAUUGUAUCUAAACCUUGAAAUUGACUUAUUUUUUUCGAACUGUAACUCGUCAACUGAUUCAGUUGCCUUGAAAGUCACAAAAGAGAAAAGCUGAUUUCAACCACAUUCUUAUAACACAAUUUUAAAAUUUGGAUUAUGAUCAACGCGUUAUUCAGAGCCGAAAACCUUCUAAACAGAUAAACCAAAGUAACUCUGCCAAGAGCAGAUUUUCCCGCUUACUUACUUUACAGGCCUUUCAUAAUCAAACGGAGUUAAUUAAUCGGUUCAUCUCUCAAAGAAGGAUUCGUAUAGCUGGAGUUACCUUGCUCCAGCUUUUCACUGAAGAUAAAACCUUUGGCUUCAGCACAAGCUUCAUCAGGCUAGUUUAUGUGUGUCCGAUGUCCUGCUUCUUUUCCGUUUCCCCAUUUUACAUUAAUUUCAUUCAUUUUUUAAUUAAAAAAAAAAUUUUACACCAAGUUAACUGAAAUGAAGUUCAACAUUUCUGUUUUUUUUUUCUGUCCUUUGUCAAUACUGCCUACCUCCCUUCACAAAAAAACGUUUCACUUCUUUUUUUUUUCUGUUUUCAAGUCUGCUUUUCAUGCCUAAGUCGACACCUCGAUUGAGUAAUAUGUCUUUCAUCUUUGUAUGUGCUUUUUUGUUGCCCAAACAAUCUGCUGCUUAAUUUUAUUUAACUGACACCUUAUUUGGCAAACCACUUUUAAUUGUUUAUACCGAGUGUCGAGUGAUGUGGUUGUGAAACUUUGAGUUCUUUUUUUUUCAUUACUCUUAAAAGUUGAGUGAGUUUUGAACAGUUUCGCCUCGAAAAAUUUGGUCGUCAAUCCAUAUUCUCUUCUGCGUACCUUCCCAUACCACCCUGCGAUUCCAGGAAGAAGAAGACCGCCGGAGAGCUGAAGAAGAGGCUAAGAGAAGGGCUUUUGAAGCGGCCCGGCUAAAAGCCUUGGAAGACGCUGAUCGUUUGCGAAGAGAACGGGAAGCUGCUGAGGCAGCUCGUCGGGCUGCAGAAGAUGCAGAGCGCAAACGACGACUCGCCGAAGAGGCCGAGAGAGCGAGAAAAGCCGCUGAAGACGCUGAACGACGGCGUCGCGAAGAAGAGGAAAGGAGACGGCGAGAAGAAGAAGAUCGCGAAAGAGAGCGUCAGAGAAAGCUCCGCGAAGAUGAAGAUCGUCGGCGUCGUGAGGAGGAGGAAAGGCGGAGACGACCUAAGGUAGGCCUUAACUCGGCUGAAGUUUUUACGGUUUGCCGUGGCGUGUGAUAAGUGUGAGCUUGUGUGAUUACCUUCACUUAAAAUUUCUCACUACGAAGAGUAUUUUUUUUUAACCUGUGAAAAAAAGUUUGGAACUUGAAGAGAUGUCAUUUUUUUUAUGAGUUAUUCUCUUUAGUGUUUAUAUGUCAUUGAUUUUUCUUUAAGAGUCGAUUUUACAUCAGGAAGCCUCGGCAUAAGAAAGUUCUGGAUUAUAAGUGUUGACUUCUGCUUUCCUUUCAGUAGUUCUGAAAUAACAGUUGAUUCUAAUCAUGACCUUUUUCAUCGAUUUUUUUUCAGACCCCGGAGUUCAACAUCAAUCGUCCCACAGUAACCCACGAGGUCAACGUGACUGAAGAUCCUGAUGACUGGGAGGAAGCGCAUCCUGUGCACGACAUCGCGAAGAUCAGCGAGCACGAAGACGAGAUGCAGAUGUACCAAGAAGAAACGGUCACCAAGACUCAGUUCUACGAAAUGGAGGGCAUUUUGCACAAACAAACCGGCGAAAUCCUCACCUUCGUCGAGGCUAUCCGUCAAGGACUCCUGGAUUUGCAUGCCGGUGGUGGACAGUUCUUCGAUUUGCUUUCCGGUUCGAAGAUUUCAUUGGAAAAAGCCGCGGAACUUGGCUACAUCGAUGGCGGUUUCCAAGAAGUCCUCAACUCCAAGUGGGGGAUUCACCACCCUGAAUCUGGAGAAUCGCUCACGCUUCUGGAUGCUAUUCAAAUCGGACUAUACGAUCCGGAAAUUCGUCAAAUUCGGGACAUCAAUACUCGUGAAAUCCUCUCGAUGUAUGAAUGCACGAGUAAGAAAAUUUUCAAUUUCGAUACCAUGCACAAGCUCAUCAAAAUGGGUAUCCUCAAACUUCCGCCAAUGGGUCUUGCUCAAGCCAUCGAACAGGGCGUUCUCAACACUGAAACUGGCUACUUCACCGGCAAAUAUACAAAAGAGACGAUGCCCAUUCGAGAUGCCAUCUACAAUGGCUACGUGCAAAUCGUUUCGUCGCAGCAGACUCCGUCUAUUGCCAUCACAUUGACCGACGCCAUCGAGAACGAAUUCAUCAACGCCAACAAUGGAGAGUUUGCUGACCGUCAUACGAAGGACACCUUCACGUUGCGGGAUGCCGUUUCCAAGCAGAACAACUUGCUGAACUUGCACGUCGCCGAAAUCAUCAACACCAACGAGAACGUUCGUCUGACGCUAGGCGAAGCUGUGGUUCGCAAUGCCAUCAAUACGCGAAAUGGAAACUUCACCGAUUUGCAAUCACGAAGAAGUCUUUCGUUGAACGAAGCUCAUCGCGAGGAGCUCAUUUGCAAGCCGCUCACACUGACUGAAAUGUCGGCGCGUGAUUUGAUCGACUCCACCGGUCACUUUGUCGAUAGAGGCACCAAGCAACGUCACACACUGCUUGGCGCUAUCGCCUCUGGGCUUCUCGACGCGGAAGUUCGCCAUAUCGUGGAUCCUGACGAGAAGGACGUGAUUUCCAUCGCCGAAGCCCUUGAACGAGGUGUUCUAGGCGCUGAUGGGAAAAUCAUUCUCGAAAAACAACAGAAGGAGUACAGAAUCGUGGACGCCGUACGAGAAGGACUCCUUACACGCCGCGUUCGACACAGCAUUUUCGAUGUGAAAGGCAUCCAAAACACGAAGACGGAUCAGAACAUGAGUUUCAACGAAGCAGUGGAAGCCGGUGCGAUAAUCCCCAACGCUGAAAGAGUUGUCGAUCUGGCUACUCAAGAAAGUUACUUGUUCAGCGAUUCGAAAGCAAGCCAAAUUGUUGAUGCCGUUCUUCUUGAGCUUCUCACGAAGCCAGUAGGAAUCAAAGGAGAUCGAGGCAACUUCGACCUCAACCUCAUUCGAGCCGUUUCCAAAGGAAUCGUCGAUCCAACCAAGGGCGUCUUCUUCAACCGGUCUACAAAGCAAGAAAUGUCAGCUCGUGAAGCUUACAAUCACGGUCUUGUGAAUCUUCGUGGAGCCAUUCAGACGGCAGCUCUGUUUGACGUUCAUCCUUCGCUGAUUGCUACCGUGAAGAAAGCCGAUAAGAAAAAGAGAAUCAGUCGUCCUGGCCAAACUGCGCUUGACAUUCCUUCUGACCACGUCCGAGUGACCAUUGCUGAAGCAAUGAAACAAGGAAUCAUUGACUCAAGAACUCAGCGCUUCCGACAAGGAGAAAUCGACAUUACCCUGGACGACGCCUUGAGCCGUGGUCUUAUCGAUCCUUCAAGCGAAUGGAUCGUUCCUGAAAGAACGAAAGGAGCUGGACCUACCAUUGAAGAAAAAACGACGGAAACAGUCACGGAAACUGGUCAACAACUUGCUCCAAAAUACUACCCCGACAAGAAUCUCGAAGAAUCGGUAACGACUGUCAAGCGCGUCAGAACUACAGAAACAACGGCUCUUGGAGGUCCAGGCGGUGUUUCCGUCUACAGAGCAAUUACCGGCGGGAAAGGAGCUAUCGAAGUUCCGGCGAAUGGUUACCACAUCUAUGAAGCGGAGCGAAAAGGGCUCAUUGACCUCACUACUGGCCGUAUCAGCGCUCCAAAUGUCGACCGAGAAAUCAGCUUUGCCGAGGGUAUCGAAAUCGGCAUAAUCGAUGGCUCAACGAUUUUUGUGCGAGAUCCAAAGACUGGUCGUCAGAUUGGUGUGAAAGAAGCAUUGAAAAACAACACCCUCAGCAAGGAUGGAUCAAUAACGAUCAACGGCCGCUCUACAAACAUUGAAAAGGCUAUUGAAGACAAGCACAUAAUCAUUGAAGCUGAACCUCUGGUUCCCUACAACAAUACGACGAAGAAGAUAAUCCAAAUACCUUCUGGAUCCGGACCCGUCAUCAGUUUCCGUCCGGUCGGCCAGCCUGUGGUUGAAGAAUCAGAGCAAUCUUGGGAGUUCGACGCUCAUAGAGGAAUUCUCAUUGACCAUCUUUCCGGUGAUCAUUUAUCUUUGGACCAAGCCUUGUCCUCAGGAAAACUUGCACCUGAAGAUUUGUCGGUUCGUGAUGCACUCACCGGCCGCGAAAUGAGUUUUGCCGAAGCUGAAAAGUGGGGAAUAAUCGAUGCCAAGAGAGGCUUCUACCUCGACAAAAGCGACAACAAACGACUUUCCUUCACUGAGGCGGCUCAACAGCAACGAGUCUACCCGAACGGAGGAGUUCCUGAAAACGCCGGUGACGCCGUUCACACCACUGUCAAAAUCCAAACUCGCAGUCAAGUUGCCAAGAAGGAAGCGCUCUCAAGCGGUCUUCCUCUCAGCGAAAAUACUCUUGGUAAAGCACUCGCCUUGGGUUGGUACGACGCGCAGAGCGGGAAAUUCAGCAAUCCGGAUACUGACAAACCGAUGACUCUCAAAGAAUCCAUCAUCAAAGGUUUAUUCAAUCCUUAUGAAACAACCAUCCUCGACAAACGCAACAACCGAGAAGUCUCAUUGCUGGAAGCCAUUCAGCUUGGAAUCGUGGACGACAACGCCGGCACUGUCGAAAACACUCAGACUGGUGAAAAAUUGGAUCUGUCAUUAGCAGUCAAUGCUGGUUUGGUGAAAGGAAAGAACUUUGGAGACUCCUUGGACUCCAGCAUGUUUUCUGGACGUCUUGACAUUGGAACCGGCCACUACACACAACCGAGCGGUGGAAGUGUGCCACUUCAUGAAGCGCUGAGAAAAAAUCUCGUCGACAACAGCUCUGUCGUCGUCCGCGAUCCGUCAUCUGGAAAAGAAUACUCAUAUCAAGAAGCCGUGAGCCGGCGUAUCGUUGAUCCUGAGCGCGGGUUGAUUCACAACCAUUCGACCAAAGAAUCGACAAGCUUCCCGCAAGCUCUCACCACCGGUGUUCUCGCUUCAGCGCACUCCAAUCAGCGACCAUCAACACACUCUCGACUCGUUGAACAGAAGCUGCAACUGACUCCUUUUGCACCUCACCAAGGAGCCGCUUCGAAUGGCCAAGAUCGUCAUGAACUAGUCGAUGUUGGUGGUGGAAAACAAGUUCGUAUCAAGGUUGUCAAAGGCGAAGGCGGCGUAGAGAAAGGAGAAUAUGUGGAUCCGACGACUGGAAUGAAGUUCACCAUUCAGAUGCACGGCGACCCCUUUGUUACUGAGACGAAAACCAGUGUGAAAAGCUCCUCCCAAGUUCAGUCGGUGGAGUUGGAACCUCAUGCUGAGUUUGUUGGAAUCGACAGAAUCCGGGACAAACGCAACAACCGCGUGAUGUCACUAGAAGAUGCUAAGCGCAUGGGACUUGCGAAGGUCGACAAGAAAGGAAAGCAAAUGACACGAACUUACCAAGUUUUCCGAUCGGCUAUUCAAAACGCCAUCAACAGAGGCGUGAAAGAUGCUCACGACGAGAAGAUCAGUCUAGAAGACGCCAUUCGCGCCGGUAUUGUCGACAUCCGCAACUUGACCUACCACCAUCCGAAGUCUGGAGAAUCUAUUUCCCUCACGCAAGCGGCCAACAUGGGCCUCAUCGACGUUACCUUGUCUGAAAUUCUACCCAAAGGAAUUUGCCAUCCAGGAACCAACGAAAACAUCAGUAUCAAGCGUGCCAUCGACCUCGGCAUUGUGGAUCCCCGCACUGGCGAGGUUCAUGACCCUCGUACUCGGCAGCGUCUGACUUGGCUGGACGUUUUGCGAACUGUUUAUCAAGCAAUCACCUCCGACGGAGUUUUCGAUCCAACCAAAGGCCAUCAUGUUCCUGUCACGUCGGCUUUCAAUGACGGUCUGAUCAACACCUCCACCGGAAAGUACCACAACCCAAUCACUGGCGAAGACGUUGAUUUGAAAGAUGCUGUCGAGAGAGGCCUCAUUGACAGAUCUACCUACGAGACCAUCACUGCUCCCAAACUCACGGACUACCGUAGCAAUCGCCAAGUGAACUUGAUUGAAGCCGUUCGCGAGAAAAUCGUUGAUCCCAAAAACCGAACUGUCCAGCUCUCCCGCCACAGCAUUGUUCCCAUCUCAAAAGCUGUUCUCGAUGGUCGAAUUCCCCAAGAAAUCGGCGAAAAGAUGAGAAGAGUGGACAAGCUGACCUUCGCAGAAGCCGUCGGUUUGGGACUCAUCGAUGCGAAGUCCAAUAUCUUCACCGACCCCGACACAGGCAGACAGUUGACUAUCGCCCAAGCAAUCGACCAAGGCUUCAUCGACACUGGAAGCCUGGAAGGCAUCGAAGGAGCAGAUGAAAAGAAUUUGUCGAGUGUUUUGACGUCUUCGGAAUUCGACGAAAACUCUGGACGUAUCCGAGACAAAAAAACUGGUCUCUACUUGACGUUCCGAGAUGCUGUUGAUCGAGGCGUCAUCGAUGGUGAUUCCUUGUUGCACGAUCAGGACAGCGGUCAACUUCUGACGCUACGCGAUGCUUUGAGCCGAAAGAAAAUCGACCAAGACGGAAGAUACGUCGACGGAAACAAUCGACUGCGACUGAGUGAUGCUAUCAAAAGUGGCCGCUUAACUGUAAUUGCCUCGCCUUCUGAGGCCGUUCAGGCGGUAACAGAAUCCGUCAAACGAAAAGACGCAGAAGGCUACAAGUUCAAGAUCCAAGAGUACGAAGAUGGUAAAAGUCGAAGCAGCACAUCCGGUCCGAAAUUCCGCGAAGAGACCACAGUCACGAGGCUGACGCCACACAACAUCGAGCCUGGACUCUCAGUGCGAAUGCGGCAGUCUACGACAAGUAUCGGAGAUCGCGCCAGAAGCUUUGUCGAUGAUCCUUCCUCAAUGGCUGACCUUCAACACGAAUUCCUCUCCAACCUUGAAGCCAGUCAGUUUGACACCGACGAACGCAUCAUUGAGAAUCCAAAGGAUGGACGUAGAGUUUCCGUGCGAGAAGCUGCAGAGACUGGCCUCCUCGACGUCUUGUCGGGUGAAAUCGUUCACCCUGAAACUGGUCGUCGAUACUCCAUCCCUCGCGCCGUCCACAUGAAGCUUGUCUCAGGCGAUGCAGCCAAGAGGCUGAUGGAAGGACUGAAUAUUCCACUCGAAGAAGUUCAUAAUGCCUCGCAAACAGUCUCCCACUCUCAUCGCUCACCUUCUCCGGUCACCUACGUCUCUUCGACGUCGACUACCUCGCAGCAUCCAGGAGAGACCGGCGUUAAGACCCGCGAGUUCACCAAAACCAUCAACUGGCACGGCCAACCUUCGGAGCUGAGAAAGUCGAAGACCGACCCUCUGGCGCCCUACACGACGCUGUCUUCAAGCACAGAUGAACCUACACAGGACGCUCCAUCUUGGGCUCGUCGUCAGUAAAAGUUUUGUCUCUCGUUUGUGUAGUUCGUGCCGUUUUUUCCUCUUUUUUUCCCCCAUUUUAUCAUGUCUAAGCCAUGGUUUUGCUGCCGAAUUCAACUGCCGUCGCGCGCAAUUCCAUCUUUGUCGUCGGUUGAAUUCUGAAGCAAUCCUUCCGCUUUUUUUUCCGAUCUUGUCAAUUUGUGCCCAUACCCCGUGCCGCAUCCAGCUCAGUUCAAUACACUAUCUACCUUUUUGCAUGCCUUUCCCAAAAAUGUUUCCAGUCGCAAAAUGGCGUCUUGUAUAUUUUUUUCUACAUGUGAUUUUCCGAGAAAAAAAAGAAAUAAUUAUUGAAUUGAAUCUACUUAUACGAAGUUUUACUAAUAUUCAAUUUCUAUUUUCAAAACUUUCAGUGCCUGCGAAAUUUUUUUGACGAAUCGUGCUCAAACUGUAAUAUAAUUCUCUUUCAAAAAUAUAUGUAGUUUUCGUCGUAAAUUCCAUUUAAAAAAAACUAUUCGAAACCCAUGAAAUGAGUUUUUUUGCUCUUCUACUGACACUGCCGAUGAAAGUUAAUUUUUUCCAUUUUUGAAGUAAAUUUUCUUAUAUAUGGUGUUGGAUGUUCUUGUCGUAGUUUGCAUGCCAGAAUGUGGAAGAGAAUGAAAGUGGAGUAAAAGUUUCGUUUCCUCUUGAGGUCGAAGAAUGUCGGAGAAUGUCGUGAAAGUCGAAGUUAAAAACGUUCCUGUGUUGUCAGUCCCAGGUGUUGUGGAAAAUUGGGAAAAACACGGCUUUCAAAAGUUUGAAUGAAAACACUCUGAAAAAUAUCUUCAUGAAGAAAAUUUAUUGUUACAAGACAUGUGGUUGAAAUCAGUUGGGUGUCAGAAAGCAAAAAAAAAAAAACAAAACGAAAAAAUGGCGAAAGAAGUCAACGCUCUAUGGGGCUCACUUUCAGGAAAACGUCACAAAAGAAGCUUCUUUCCGCGAGACAGAAAUGUCUGAGUUGAUGAAGGAUCUUGGGCGAUUUAGAGAAGAAGUUUUCACGAGUCAUCUUUCUUUCCGUCUUUCUUCUGACUCUGCGGAUGCCGCUUCUAAAGGAGUUGAGGUGCAAUUUUUGUGAUAUUCUCAAGAGUUUAAAGACCAACAGCUACUUGAAGCAUCUAUUACUGAUAUGAGACGUUUCUUGAAUCGAAAAAGCUGCUCAACUGAUUAUUUUGAGAGAAAUAAAAUAGAAAAAAAAAGAAAAAGUUUGUUUCUAAAUCAGUAACGAAACAAUGUUCGAUAGCUGAAAGACAAUUUAUCGUUAAUCACUCUGAAAAAUCAAAGUUAGGUGAAACAACACUGAUAAAUUGCUUAUUCAAGACUUGAUAACCGUUAGAAAGAAACUGUAUCAGACUAUUUGAAAAAAGGACCACAAUUCAUCAGGAAAUCAAUUCUCAACUUUUCCAGUAAUAAAUUUGAAAAUAACUUAGAAAAUCAAUUUUCAAAAUGAGUAAGAAUAAUGCAUCAAACUUGAAAGCUCAAUAAAAAAAAGGUUCGAAAAAAUAAAAUUUUGCAAGGCAAAAAUUUUUAUUGCGAUGGCUUUAGGUCUUUGAUUAGCUUUUCUUGCUGCUAGUAACAGUUGUAGUUUCUCUUUCCAGUAUCCUGGAAGUGUCAUAGCGAUUACAUUUUUAGCAAAACGGCUUUGCAGAAGAUCAAAGAUUCACUAGAAGAAUGGCGCGGUCGAGUCAAAGAACGGCUCGAUGCGGUGGAAACUCUUUGCAGAGAAGGGGCCGACACGAUGCCACCAGAACAGUUUGUGCAGCUACGCGAAAAGCAAAAAAAGCUCGCUGACGAGUACGAUCACGUCGUUAGAACAGUAGAAGGCGUUCAUGGCAGGUUCGUAUUCUUCGGAAGGAACUCCUUUACUGUUCAUUUUCCUCAACUUUAUCAUUUUUUAUAAAUAGUAAAAAAAUUGUCCUGUUAUGAAGAAUAAAUGAGCUACCCUUUUUAGUUUAUCCAAAUUCGACGACCUCGAAAAAUAUUUGACGCAGACGCGAGCGUCAAUAUGGAAAUUGAUGCCCUGGCAGAUAAAAUUCUGGCGCAGGAGGGUCGCCUCCAAACAUGUUUCCAUGAUUAUCAUAUUCUAUUUUUUUCUAUACUGGUUCACUGCUCCAUUUUUUUUUGUUUCAUAGUUUUUUUCCACUUAAAAAAAUGAUCGAGUUUCAUUUAAAGAAAGUUUUUUUACAGUACUGUAGGGUUCAAACUUUGUAUUUAUAAAGACUCAAAAAUAUUUCGUUUCUUCUUCCGGGCUUUUUGAGUAGCUCGGAAACUCUCUAUUUUUAUAAAAUUAGGCUUCUUUCAUUCUUAUCAUUAGAGAGAAUGCAUCUUCUAGUCAUAGAAACCUUUUUGCUUAAAGGACAGAAAUUCUUGCAACUUGAGAGAAUACCUGGAAUGAAACAUUUCGAAAUUUUAAUAGUUCGAUUGUAUCCAUUCAAAAGUUUUUUUUAUGAUUUUAUUCGUUAAAGAAAAAACCAAUUCUUAGCGUCACUGAAGGCUAAGGAAGUUCCAUUCUCGUUUAACUCGUUUAAAGUGGGUACUUUUCAUUUGAAUGGUUCAGACUUAACAUCUUGGCCGCGUUGCUCAUCGAGUUCUCGUCCACGACGUCGGCGAUGCAGUCUUGGAUGAUGGAUCGUACAAGACUCGGCGGAGAGCUCCGCGCUAAGUCUGCAGACCCGACUCGACUCAACGAGGUUUCUCAACGACACAGAAAAAAAAAAUAAUAAAACUUCAUCCAGGCUCGGAACGAGGCCAAGGCGCUGCUUGAUGAAGUUCAAAAAGAAGAAGGCCGUUUGAAAAAGAUUGGGGCGUCCGUCACCCGCAUCGAACAGGUAGACGACUUGUUCUAGACGUAUCUUUCACUUCCGACUCUAUUCAAGGAAAUAAACACUAUGUACGAAGAAAUGUCGUCGAACUCAUCUUCUCCGCGUGGAAUCCAAAUCGAGGACGUCACCGAAACGAAGCAGCGCGUCGAAAAAGACUUUGCCCUGUUGCUGAAACAAUUCCAAGACCUCCUUCUCUUCCAGAAUCGUGUUCAAGCCUAUAAUGAUGAGCAUUCUGGACUGGCCAAGUAAGAAGUCAUUUAUUGGUCGUUUUAGUCGUUUUUUUGUAGAAAAGCUGAUGAAUGGAUUAGAUCUCUCGAGAACCAGCUCUCAGACGUUGAGAGAUCGAACAGUUCAGAAGAGGAGAAGCUCGGCUGGAUAGAAGACCUAACGCGAGAAGUUAGUAUGCCCGCAAAACGCUAAAUACUCAAGAUGUUUUGCAGUCUUCGAGUGGAGAAACGUAUCUCAACGAUACAGAUGCUUCAUCCAACAAGUUGCUCCUGGCUAUCGAAGGAACUCCCGCAGCCGAACAGAUCCAAAAGCGACAUCAGGAUCUGGCGACAGAACUCCGCGAAAAGCACCGCGCGGCUCUUGCUCGACUGCAGCAGAACUUCAACGACGUCACUGCUAAAAUCGCAGAGGCCGAAGGGAUCAAAGAUGCGAUUGCGAACAUUUUGGAGUGGAGUGACCGUUUUGUCCAACGAACAUCUACACCAAGAGAGCUUCCACUGAAUGAGGCCGCACUGCUCGAAUUGGUAAACUGCUCCUAACUUAUUUUUUCAGCUGAAAAAUUCAGAAACGAGAAGAACAAGUGUUGAGAAGCGAGUUGGAGUCGCGUCAGAGGGUCACAGAUGAUCUCGAAAAGAAGACUGUCGAUGGAGACCCACGGCUAAGCAAGGACGUCUCUUUAGCGAAGAAGAAUCUCCAACACGCUGCCAACGACUUGAUGGUCUUUGAGAUGAAGGGUUUGAUAAAAAAAAAUGUACUGUAGGGUCUCCGGGACAACAUCGGUGACGCCAUGAAAGGCCUUCAAAAAGUGUCUGCGGACAGCGAAAAGCUGUCGACAGCUCUAGACAACGUGUCUGCAAAGAUUCGAUCGGCGAACAGUCGAGAUGCAGAAUCUUUGCAAUCCGCCGAGAAGGACCGCGACGUCAUCCUCGGAAAAUUCUCCGACCUUGAAGAAGCUGCCAAGUUGUUGCUCUCCAUCGUUAACGUGACCGAAGGCGAUGCUAUAACUGAUAAGGUGAAACUAAAAUGUCACAUCCCAUAGGAGAGAGUUUUAUUUCAGAUCGAAGAGUUGAAAGCUCGUAUCGAAAACGUUGAUGACGAACUUUCAUCCAAGAAAAACGUUUUUGACAAGAUUGGAGACGCCGAGAUCAACUUUGCGGAUGCGAAAAACAAGUUUUAUAUUCAUCUCAAUAUUUAUUUUAUAUACUCAUUUUCAGGGCCGACGAGUGGCUUUUACGUUAUUCGAAUGAAUUGAAUAGCCUUGAACCAGUUUCUAUUCAGCAUCCGAAGUUGUCAGAUCAACGGAAAGAAGUACUGGAACUGUCAGAUCAACAAAAACAAGGUAAAAAAUUAUCAGAUUUUCAACUUUUUUUUCUAGGUUAAACGGAUUCAUAGGCAGAUGAAUAGACUAUUGGACUUUCUUUAAAAAUGAAUAUGACAUUGAAUUUCUGAUCAAAUUCAUCUGGAACGGAUUAUUUUGCAAAGUUUAGGGUUCAGUCUCAUAAAGAGGAUAUCAUUCGAAGAUUUCAAACCAAAAAAAUUAGUAAAAUUGGACUCACUUUUGAACAAAUUAUAAAAUACUUUUUCGAAUAACUACAGCUGGGAAGAUACUGACAAAAGAUAACUCUCUGCUCUCGUCACUGUUAAUAAACACCUGAUACAUUGAUUUUUGCUUUUUGGAUGAUUUUUCUUGGCCCCAUGGAGAGGAUUUCUCCAAAACGUUUCGACAAGAUGUAAUUUUUGCGGUCCCUAAGAUUAUUCUACACAUGUAGGCAAGACUGAAAUUUUGAAAAACUGAAGACGGAUUAGUAGAAUGAAAAACGGUUGCAGGACAUGCAUAUCUCGACAAUUUGGAACAACUGGCGCAUGCUCUGAUCGACGCCAACGAGCCUGGAACCUCCCGAGGCAAUUCCGUCAGUCAAACCGUCGCUGAUUUUUCUGCCCGGUAGGUUGAACCGAUGAGAAAGAAGGCUGGCAGACAGAUUCGCGCGCCAUUAAUUGGUUUAUUUAAAUAAAUUAAUUCAAUUUUUUUGAGGUUGAACGCUCAAAAUGACGAAAUAAAACGCCGGAUUGAUAAAAUAAAUAAGAACGACUCCAAGGCGAUCUCCUACGAUGAAGCUGAAGCAGACGUUUUGAAGUGGAUGCGGGACCGACAUAACGCAUUGGUUUGCUGCCUAAUUUUAUUCAUCUUCAUGAUAUCUGUAGACUUCAAUGAAGUUGCCGGCAACCAAAGAAGAUGUGAGCAGUUUGUCCGCAGACCUCGACCGUAUGGACAGAGCGGCUCGCAGUGAACAACGUCGGCUGGAAGAAGUUAUUCCCUCCCCUCUGACGAAUUUUCAUUCUCGCUUAGGUGCGACUGUCCGCACGCGAGCUGGUCCGUGAAGCCGAAGUCGACGAAGAGAAGAAAGAUAUGCUUGACCGAGAGAAGCUUCUAACCGCAGAAUGGGAAAAGUGCUCGGAUGAAUUCGACGGUAAGCCACGUUUGAAUACAGCUUUCAAUAAGUUUUUUGAUUCAGCGACCCGCGAUAAAGUCCGAGACGCAGAGAAGACGCUGGGAGAGCUCCAACAGGUCGAGAAAUGGCUCACGGCCAGGAAGAAGAUGAUGGAAGCGAUCGGAGCACCCAGCACGGAUCAUACUGUAGCUCGAGCUCAGUCUGGACAGUUGCAGGUUCUCCCCGGUUGAAAAACUGUUUUGAAGAUCUGUUCAGCUGCUCAAAGCGGAAAUAGAAAGUGAAAAGCCCUCUUUGGAAGCCGUUGAUCGAAUGGCGAAUCAGCUGUCCGACUCUUUCCCCAAUGCAUCAAGCCUUCCUCUGAAGGUCGAAGAUCUGAAAAGCAAGUGGAACUCUCUCGAGGGCGACAUCGACCGCAAGUUCAACGAUCUAGAAGAGGCCAAAAAAAUUGGAUCCGAACUUCGAACUUUACAGAAGGAACUCAAGUGAGGCUUCCGAAACUUUUUUUUUCAUUUGGGCUUUUUUUUCGGUUUUGUCUAACGAUUCACAAGCUCUUGGACGCAUAUUUGUGACCUUUAAAAAAGUUUUAGAUUCAAGCCAUUUUCGGGUUUUAUACCAUAAGGAGAAUCAGGAGAAAACACGGCUAGAAAAUUUCGAAAUUUCAGAGUUUAUCUAUGUCAUUUUUUUAGAUUUAUAAUCUAUUCCCAAAAUGCAGUUUUGAGAUGGGGAAAAAUUAGUUCAUCAACUUUUUGAAGGGAAGAUUUCAAUUAGAAAAAAAAAUGAUUAGAAUAGAUAUUAAUAAUUUUUCGCUUUCCAUCAACACGUUUCAAUAGAACCGAGGAAAAAUUAAGAUUUUUGAAUUCAAAAAAGUCGAGAGUAGAAGCGGUAAACUCCCCGUGGGAAUAGGAGUUCUGGAACAACUUAAAAGCUACAAAGAUAAUCCUUCGGGCUAAAGAAACAUUCACUUUAAGGAACCAAUUGGGUGAGCUCGAAUCAAACGUCGAGAAAGCAGCAUCGUUCCCAUCUACGGAAAUCGAGAAUCAGUUGGAAGUUACGAUCGGAGUCAGAACCUCCACUAAUUUUCGUAUUCAGUCACUGGAAGAUUUGAAAACGAGUUUCGGCGGUGUGAACAGUUCGAUAUCUAAAAUGAAGAAGUUGUUGGCCGACGCCGAAAACCUCGAGAUUGACCCUACAAACAAGUCGGAGAUCGAAGAACAGCUCGAAGCCACAGCCAAAAAAGCAGAUCAAGUCCGUUUACGUAAUUUGAAACCAAGCAUUUCUCGAUAUUCCAGAUCAAUCGUAAAAUUGAGAACUUGAAACAAGCAGCUCUCUCGACACGAAAUGAAGACGCUGAACUUGCGGCACAAAUUGAUGAAAUUGCUUCUGUCGCGCUUUCGGCUGCCAACGAACUGAGCCAGGUAACUUUUUUGAUUUCUUUUCUUCUCUUGCCAAGGAAUGUAUGUCAAGGAUUAUUAUUCAGGCGCCGCCGGUCACAGCGGAUUCUGCUCGUCUUGCGGAACAGUCCAAGACUGCCAACGAUGUUUACGGACGUCUUGUGGAGCGAGAAGGCUCCUUAUCGCUUGCAAAGUACGUUUUUGGUAGAAACAUGAAAAGAACGGUUCUGGCGAACGUCGUUCGUUUUUGAAAAACUAUCGUUAUUGGCCAAUCAUAUUUUUUUCAAAAAAAUAAUCCGAAAAAAAUUAUAUCUAUGUAAAAAUAAUAGGCAAAAAAACGGGUAAUCAUAUUCUUACUGAAGUCCGAAAAAAAUUACGAAAGUUUUAGCCGGAAAGCAAAAAGUUUACCCGCGGCAGUUAGAUCAAAAUCCAAGGCCACUGAAUAUUCAUCGAUAAAUUUUUUUUUUCUUGGAAAAUCCCUCACCCCCCCCCCCUUCUUUCUUCAAUGCUGCUUUUUGAUUAAAAAGCUAAACAAAGUUCGAAUUCAUGAAAAAUACUUUACGGUUGCAUCUUCGAAGUAUGAUGUUUCAGAGCCAAACUGACAGAUCAGCUGAAAAAGAGGCCCGACGCUGAACUCAAGGCCAAACUUGAUGACUUGUCCAGCAAAUGGACUCCGUUGAUAAUGAGCGCCCGCGACCGGAAAGCCUUGGUCGAGAAAGUGGCUGAACUGGUGCGACAGUUCAACGACAAAGAGGAAGGCCUGGAGUCUCGUAUGCAAGAAGAUGAGAAGGAAUUGGACGCGAUCCUCGAGAACAAGGACCCGAAUUCCUUGGGUGACGCCCUGAAGCUUGUGGAGCUCACCAUGGAGCGUCGCAUCGCCGACGCCGAUUCUGUCCUAGGUUUUGACAGACGUCACCAUUUCUGUUUAAAAAAAUCUAAGCUUUUUCUAAGGUUUGGAAUAUAAUAAGAAGAAAAAGAAAUGUUUCAACAGCUGCAAGAUUCCUUUGAAGUACUACGAAAAAAAGCGUGUUUGGGCUGUAAGCGUGUUAUAACUAAAAGCGGCCGAUUACAACUAGAAAACCAAAUUUGGCAAGCUACAAAUUCAACGGAACAUUAAUUUCAAGCUAAAUAUGUAUAGUAGAUUUCUUUUUGGAUAUGAAAACACUCCGCUUUGAGGGAAAUCAAGAAGUUCCACCGAAGUUUUUCAAAAUGCUGUAGUUGUCAAGUUUCAAUUUAUUUGAAUGCUUCAGGCCUCGUAGGCCGUAUCGAGUCUUCCGCCCCCGGUCCGGACUCCAACCGGUUGCGUAGAAAGGCCGAAAAGCUCGUGGACGAUUGCAAAACAAUGGCGAAACGGGCUCGGAUUACAGCUGGACAGGUCAAACGAAAGGUAACGUUCCUUGUAAACUCCUCAAAAAAAGUCGAAUUUCAAGAAUGAUCUGAACGCGAAAUUCGAUCGAUUGGUAGAAGCGGCAGAACACUUUGUUUCCUCUCAAGACGAACAGCUCCACAGGGAAGGCGAGCUGGAGACGAAAGACCGCGUCCAGUCCAGUAUGUAAUUGGUCGUUGUUUUGAGAAUGAAGUGAUUUUUUUCCAGAAAUCGGCGAGAUCGAAGACUUCUGGGCUUUGAAGUCUCGCGAGCUGAGAGCGACUGGAGACGAAGUUAAAGAGGUCGGAACUUGUAAAUAUAUCACCUAUCGUUAUGUGAUUAACAGAGUGGAACGGAAGAAGAUAGAGAAAAGGUCGAAACGGUCAUCGAUGACCUACAGCAGAAGUUGGCCAAGGUGUUAGACGAACUCCGAAGCCGAAAUGCGAAACACGAAGAGAAAAAAAUGUUGGCGGAUCGAGCGGUCGCUGAAACACAACGUGCCGUGGAAGCCAUGAAUGCCCUGCAUACGGUAGAAAGAUAAAAGGAGCGGAAUACCGACGGUAGAACUUCAGGAAGUCAACGACUUGGACUCUAUUGGCCGCAGCGGACAGGAAUUGGCACGACAGAAAGACGAGUGCGACGAUUUGCUGGAGAAGCUCGAGGACGGCGAGGAACAUGCAGAGAAGGUUGUUCAUUCGGCGCGUCGGUUCUGCAUCGAUCUCUUCAGAUUCUCGCUGAUUGGGACGUCGCCUUGGAGCAGCAAGUCGUCGGGGUACCGGCCUGGGAAGCCAACAAGUCCACCAUCGAAGGCUUGAAAAAGGUGUGUAUUAAUUUUUUCUUCGCGCGCCGUAGCGCAACAGGUUGUGCGCCUGUCUACAGUGUACAGGGUCACAAGUUCGAUCCCCGCUUCGGCACAACUAAGGGGCAUAAGAAAUUUUGGUACUGGGAAGCCACGAUUUCCAAAUCCUCUCACAAGGACGGAUAUUUAACUCCAGCCAGUCCACUGAUCACUGAUAUCAAGAUAGGACCUCGGCUAAUCGACUCGGGGGCGCCGAAGUAGCUGAAGCCGUACAAAGGAAGGGAUCACCUUCUUCGUAAAAAUUACUAUGUUUCUCUGAAGAAAUAAAUGGAUAUUCGUGUACAGUCCAAGAAAGCACUGUUCAAUAAUAGAAUAUUCUCUACUGCAAGAUAGACUUUCUUUAUUUUUUUUUAAAUGGUGAACAGACGUUUUUUCAGGUUUCUGCGAGGGGUAAAAAGCGGGUUGCUCAAAGAAAGAAGCAGAUUGAGCAAACGCAGAUGGAAAUCGACAAAAUAAUCAAGUUCGAAAGUUUCUUCAUCCACUGUUGCAAUUUUAUUUGAACAGAAACGCCGACGACAUCUUGAAGUCAGUUGCCGAAAUGCAAGAAUCGGAAGCCAUGAGUCAGGAGAGUGGGGAAGAUGCGAGAACACAUGCACAGGCGGUCCGAAAACUCAAGGAGUUGUCGAAACCCCUUGGACAGCAGGUAGAUAGGCUCGCUCUCGUUUGAGACUUUUCAUUCUUAUUAAUUUAAAAAUAAUUGUUAGAGCAAUUUCUCGAUAGCAAGAUCAUUUUUGUUAAGAUAAAAUGUUUAGGUGGACGACUUCGUGUCAGACUGUAAGCUUCUAAUCAAGACGGCCGGUCCAGAGAGCGACACAACGGAGCUGGACAACGCCCUGAAGAAGGUGAAUGAGACCUGGCUGACGUUCUCAGCAACUCUCGCCGACAAACAACUCGGAGUCGACGCCGCCGUUCAGCAAAUGGGCAGGUAUGUCCCGGUCGUUUUCUUCCUUCCUAUCUUCUAGUAGUUUUUUUGGUCAAUUUACAUCUAUGUCAUUGCUAGAAAAUGUUAAUUUCGCCGCAAGAAAGUUUCCGAUUUGAGAUACGAAGACGCUCAUAGAGCUCUUCUCAACUGGUUGGAAGAAACCGAAGAGCUGAUGGAGAACCAGAAACCGCCGUCGGCCGACGCAAAAGUCGCCAAGGCUCAACUACAUGCCUAUGACGUCCUCCUGAAACAUGUUGAAGAUAAACAAGCCAGGUUCGGUCUUUUUCUUCAACAGUUUUUCAUGUUUUUCAUCUUUCAGUGUGAACGCCUUCUCACAAAUGAUCGAGAACAUGACAAACGCGUCAUCAAACGAAGACGAGAACAAGAGUCUGAAGACGAAGGACGAUCAAGUGAAACAGCGGUUAGUGGAAAAGGAUUUUGGAGAACUACUUGGUGCUUGAAAUUUGAAAGGAAAAUCACUACGCCUUUUUGGUAUAUUUUUGUACGAAGUUUUGGUCCUGCAAAAUAUUUUUUUUUUGAGUUUCAAUCAAGUUAUCAAAGCAGAAGAAGAAACGCAGUCAAAGAAUUUGUUUAAAACUUUAUAAAAAUUUCGGAAAUAGUUUUUUUUUCUGGUUCGAAAUAGGAUUGUAUAAUUUGUGAUAGCCUGAAAACUCAACUUCUCAAACGCGCAAAAGUCUUAAUUGUUCUCAAAAAAAGUCUCCAGACCUUCUAACUUUUUCACAGGCCUCGAGGGCAGUUUUGAGACCAGAUUUGGAAUAAGCGUGAAGAACUACAUGUAGUGAAUAUAGUCUAAUCCAGAAGUACCACUACGAAUGAAAACCAUUCCCUAGUCAGAAAGUUUUUAGAAACAGAGAAAAAAGUAGCCCAAAAGGAAAAGAGCUACUUACCUGUGUUUGCAGUUACAACGAGCUUUUGUCGGGAGCCCAAGAACGUCAGCGCGGACUUCUCGACGCCGUCGACAUGGCCGAGAGACUGACGGAAAUCACUAUUCCCUUGGAAUCUUGGUUGGCCAAUGUAGGAAAUAUUCGUACUUUUGGUCACCAGAAGAACGUUUGACUUGAUCCAGGCGGACAAAAGAUUGCUGACCCUCGGCAAAGUGCCGACAUCCGUCGAAAAAUCUCAGGAACUCUUAAUGGAGCACGAGAAGCUGGAGAACGAACUCGGCGAUCGGGCUGGCGACCUGAUGCUUCUUAAAGAGGUUGUUCUGUAGAUUCGCGCCCUUAACGCCCCUUUUCCUAUAGGUUGUUCCUCUUCUGAGCGCUCUCGUGAGCGUCGAAGACGCCAACGCCGUCAACGGCCAAGCUCAACGAAUCGAACAGCGACUGCAGUUCCUCGAUCGACGUGUUUCCGAGAUGAAGCCCAUCAUCAACGAUCUCAUCCUUCAAAUAUCCGACUUUGUCAUGGUUUUACUUUUUUCUUCGUGUCCUUCGAGUCUCUCGAAUACCUGAAAUACGGGCAUUACUUUAUGACAGUCAUUAUAGGAGAGUUUUGAAUGAAAAAUCUUCAAUCUUCAUUCUUAUAAGUAUGUCUUUCUGAAAGCAUGGGACUUCUUUCCUUUUUUAAGACCUUUUGUCAUAGUUUUCUCACAAAUGUAUCUCAGGAUACGGAAGGAAUGAUUGCCUGGCUGGAUGAAACAGAACACCGACUUUUGGACCUUGACGAUCUGCCCAUUGCACCAGAUGACCUCAUCGAACAAAGCAACAUCCUCGCGGUUUCGUUUCCCCCUGAUCCCAUCACAAAAGCUCUUCAGGACCUCGUAGUUUUGAUCGCAAAUCGUGAAGAGACAAUGACGAGUAUAAUAGAAGUCGGAAGGCAGCUGACCGUUCAGGGAGACUCCACGGAGUCUGUUCAGGUCCAGAGAUGCGUCGAGAACAUCAAGAUGCGGUAACGUCAUCCGAAGCACUGGAUCGAACCUUUUUUCCACUUUCAGAUACUCAGAUCUGGUUUCUGUGGCCGACGAGAAGAUUGCUCUGUUGGCAAAGGCGAUUCCCCUUUCUGAAAGGUUGGUUAAAGAGGAAAAAAGCACUGGAAGUUAGCUUCUGAUAUCAAAUGACUUUCCUGCUUCUUUUGAAAAAUUGAUGGUUUGAAGGAUUUGAGUUGUUCAUCUCAAUCCACGUGGACUCCGAAGCCUUUUCGGAUUUUUUAAACUUUUUUUUCGGGCCUACAUAUUCCGUUUCUUUUGCUCUCAAUCAAGCUUGGAAAAUGUUGACUCUGUACAGAAAAGUUUGAUGACUUUUUUCACAGUAGAUGUUCUCUUUUGAUUUCUCUCGCUUUUAUUAAUAUUUGAAAUUUUGAAUUGUGUUUCAGAUUUUGUCCAGAAAACUGAAAAAGAAAGUUAGAAUCUUAUUGAUAAGAAGGGGUUUAUAAGAAAAAGAAAACAUCGUAAUGAGCAAAUUUUGAUUUCUCCCAUGAACGUUUUUUCGAUUUGGAAUCCGAAAUCUGAAAGUGAAAUCCAGCAAAGCGUCGUACAGACUGUAUACACGCUUGGCUUUCCAGGUUUCAUGAGGGAUUCGAAUGUGUCAUGCAGUGGAUUGAUGCUGUUGACGUCGAUCUCCAACAGAUUGACGAGGAGGACGUCGAAACCCAGACCCAGGUGGGACAACGAGACCAGAGACAUUUUUGAUAUUCUCUUCAAUUCGUGAAACUUAAAGGAUAGUGCGAAUUUCACUCAUUUUUUUCAGUUUGUCUAUAAUCUGGAAGAAGACAUUUCAAACUGGAGGCCUGAGGUUGACGAGCUGACGGCCGUUUCCACCCAGCUCCAGGCAUUGUGUUCACCUGAGAAAGCCGACGAGCUGUUGCAAAACACGAUCGAAAUGAACAAGAUGAUCAACUCCAUCGCUGACAAGGUUUCAGUUUGAGUAACAGAAGUAAAAAGUAGCCCUUUUUUGGGAUUAUCGAGUUUUUAUUGAUAAUAAAUCGAAAACGCCAUUCAGGUGAGCCGCCGCGCAGAACGGCUGGAUAUGAACAAGAAGCAGUCACGAGCCGUUCGCGACGACUGCGACUUCCUCGUCGAAUGGUUCGCCGACACGCGCGAAUGCCUCAGCACGGCCGCGCCUCCGUCUGUCGACCCGGAAUACCUGAAGACCCAACUCAAAAACCAACGGUUGAUGAACGACGACGUCAACACCAACAAAGUGCAUCUACGCAAUGUUGCUGCCGAAGCGCGAAAAGUGGCACGGCAGCUUGGAGCCGACGGCUCCGAGGACUAUGCUGUCCUUGUUGAGACUGCCGAACAAGGCAAGGAGUUGGUGGAAGAAGUGAGACUCGUCUCUUUUCCCCUAGACAUUAUUUGAUUACAAGGUGUCCGCUUUGUGCCAAGAACGUACUGAGCUACUUGAAAGAGCUCUUGUUCUAGCCUCGCAGUUGGCAAACGAGUUUGAAGAGCUCAACGGAUGGCUGGAUCAGGUGAGCCCAAUUUUUUUUAUUUUUUUUAUCGAUUUACUUCUACCUUUUUACAGAAAUUUAAAAUUAGGCUUGAUAAGUUUCUCAUGAUUUGAUUCAGAUGGAAAAUGAGCUGCAAAAUGCCCCGAUCGUGACUACCGCCACUCCGGGAAUUGAGCUCCGAGCAAUGCAUGACCACAACACGGUCUGUUUCUAACCACAAUCGUUACAAAAGUCUCUUCUUUCAGGAGCUGACGUUGAUGAUUGCCGCAUACCGACCUAUCGUCGAACGAUUCCGCGCCGAUGUCAACUCGCUGCAGGCGAUCUGCGGAGAGCAAGAAGCUGUCAUGCUCGGCGAAGUUGCCGGAGAAGUGUUCACUCGCUACGAUUCGGUCCGUGACGUCAUCCGCGCAAGGGGAAAGGCCGUCGAGAACACCAUGAACGCGACCGUCGGCUUCGGCGAACGCCUCGAAACCUUCGUCCAGAAUUUGCACGGCGCUGCGGAUCGUCUUCGCGAAAACGAGGGAAUCUCAGCAGAUCCAGUCGUUCUGGAGGGCAGACUUGCCGAAAAUCGGGCGAUUGUCGAGAACCUCCGAGACAAAGAAAGUGCCUACGGUGCUCUGAAACAGUCCGCGUCCGAAUUACUCUCCAACAUUCCACAAGGUUCGAUCACACUUACGUUUUUGUUCGCCACACUUCAUCAAAAAUUUUCAUCAACUUCCUGAGCGCUUUAAAUGAGCUUUCCAUCUUUAGUAGUCCACGUGAAAAUGUGAAAAAUGCAGCAACUAUCUUUCGCGUUUACCAACAAAAUUUAAAAAACUAUUCUGAUUAUUAUUUUCCAUCAAGAAACCGAAAAAAAACAGGAGAUCCCACGGGUGAAGAUGUCACAAGAAAGCUGGGCGACCUCGAACUGCUCUGGGGCGACAUCAAGCAACAAGCAGUGGAACGCGGAGCCUUGCUAGAAGAUGUCCUCGGCAAAGCGAAGCACUUCUGGGCUGAACUCGGCCACUGUCAGAAAGCGGUUGGUUUGGUUAUGUCUCCGUCGUGAACUUCACUUUCAUAGGUCGAUGACCUUCGCGUUCGUCUCGAAAUGGUAGAGCCCGCGAUGGGUCAGCCAGAACAACUCACUCAACAACAGCAAGCGAUCGAAAGCGUCGCCUAUGACAUGGCAAAGACCAAACCGCGCAUAGAUGCUCUUUCCAACGCUGGCUCUGAGCUUUCUACUUUCAUUCCGCCGGAAGAGAAGGCCGUAGUCGACGCCAGAAUCGGUUCAGUUCAAACUGGCUUCAGUGGCAUUACUCAGCUUUUCGCCGACAAAAACAGGUAAUCUGGAGUCGGACACCAACAUAAAUCAUGUUUCACUGAUCUCCUUCUCACUUGUGUAUCGAAUCUUCUCAUUUUGCAGGAAUUUGAUAAGUGCAAUGGAAGAGGCAAUGUCGUUCCACGGGGAUCUGCAGGCUUUGCUUCAGUGGCUGGAAAAAGCGGAGAUCCGUUUAGAAUUGCUUCCCAAUAUCGACUCAGUCAAAGUAGAAACAAGAAGAUUCUCUUUUCUAUCUGAACUUUUAGGAAAUCGAGGAAAUCUCGAGGUUGCUAGACGGGUUGCGGCAGUUCAAAGAAGAAGUCGACGAGCACGGAGUACUGAAGGAGAAGAUCGCAACGACGGCUCAUCAACUGGCCGCCGAGGCGCCGCCUCAUCUCGCUUCUGCCGUUCGCCAGCCAAUCGCUGAACUCAACGGACGGUGGACUCGAUUGUACGCAGGCUUGGCUCAGCGUGAGCACAAGGUAUUUUCUCGCCGACCAUCUCGAAACGAAAAAUUAUAUUUUUGUUAAUUAGUGAACAUGACGAAAAAUCGGAAUUUAGACGUGUAAGAGUUUUUUUCCAGCUGGAAGGUGCUCUUCUGCAAAUGGGACGACUCGCUGAAGCAGCAGACCAGCUACUCACCUGGAUGGACAAGACAGCAGGCACCUUAGAGGAGAUCCGACCGAAAGAAGGGGCCGUCAACCUGCGCGACAUCGAGGUGGCUCUGUGCAAGUUGGCCGUCGUCAACAACGACGUCUACUCCCACGAACAACGGUUUCCCUCUUUUGACCUUUUCCCAAUCCUUAGUUUACUAUCUUUCUUUCUUUUGAUGGUUUUUCAAAACAUUUGAUCUAAAAAGCACCAAUUACAACGGCUAUACAUAAAAAACUCUGUGAAAAACUUACUACUUGAAAGUUUCAGAGUUCAAACCCUCAACAAGGCUUCUCAAAGGCUCCUGAAAGAAGAUAAUGGGCAAUCCGAAACAUCUAAGAAGAUCUCUUUGAUGAAUGAUAAAUGGAUCAAAAUCAAAUCAACUAUCGAGCAACUAGGAAAAGAAAUGGCCAAGGUUAGUACUGCCGAAAGCUUCCCGAUCACAUUCAAACUCACAUUCAGGCGAAAUCGGGGGCCGAAAACGCUGGAAAGCAGUUGGAUCUUUGGCGAACGUGGUUGGAAGACAUGGAAGCUCAGCUACUAAGUACUAAACCAACUGGAGGAUUGCCGGAGACCGCUGAAGCUCAACUGGACGAGUUCCGUGUGCUCCGUUCUGAAGUGGAACAAAGCUCUCCCGAACUGGAUGCCUACAUCCGACAGCUCGACAGAUACUGCACUGAAAACGUAGAAGAUCAAUGGACGAACCGGAAUCACGCGGCAGUCUCGGCCAAGUGGACAAAGGUCAAGGAACUCUGUGCUGAUCGCGAGAAGAAGCUCGAGUUGGCCGUCGAAGAAGCUGUGGCACUCGAAUCGGCGAUGAACGAGAUGGAGUCGUGGAUUAUAGCCUCUGAACGCAAAAUCGCGGAUCUCGCCCCUGUCAGCCGUCUGCAGGAGUCACUUUUGGCUCAAAUAGCUGAACACGAGAUCUGGGCGGAGGAAGUCACUGAAAGAAAACAGAAAAUGGCGGCUCAACAAGCAGCUGGCGUCCGUAUGCAGUACUACUGCGAGAAGAAGGACGCAAUUCCGAUCAAGAACAGACUAGUCUCCUUGAAACACCGCGCCGAGAAAAUCUCAAAUCGAACCAACGAACGUGGAAAACAGCUGAGUGCCGCACGCGAAGAGUCCAACUUGUGGAUGUCGGGCGUUCAAGAACUCGAAGCCUUUGUUAACGACAUGGAUUUGCGCUUGGAAGCAGAUGCGACUGUCACUAGCUCCGUGGAGCGACUCCGUCAGCGUCUUCAGGAGAUAAAGGACGUCCAGAAGGAAGUCAACGAUCGCCAAAAAUAUUUCGAAACAACUCGACGACGUGGUGCCCUUCUGGCAGAGCAUGCCCUUCGUGCGGAAAGCAAGAAAAUUUCGAUGCGCAACGAUGAACUAUCGAAGAAAUGGUCUGAUUUGUCGAAGAAAACUCUGCGAAAGCUCCGAGAAGCGGAUCAAGCUGUCAUCGAAAGUGGAGCGUUUGAUGAGACGCUAAAAGAGCUGGAGAAGUGGGUCGACGAAGAAAUAUCGCGGGAUACUGCCUUCGAUACCAAGAAGAUUCAUGGAGACGUUGAUGCUGUUCAUGCUCUCGUGGAUGAAGACACUCGGCGCGCUGCUGAUCGCAAGGCAAAGUCUCAAGGCGUGCAGACAGUUCUCAAGAAGGCCGAACAGCUUCUGAACAACGGCGUCGAUGAAAGUGACGAAAUACUCGAGGCUAGCAAAAGACUUACGAGCAAGUGGGCCCAAGUCGAAGAGGCAGCCAGAUCCAGAGCUGCAAGUCUCAAGGUUGAUUUUGAGUUUGGGCUCGCAUUUUUCUUUCGGAUUCCAGGACGCGGAACGUCAAGCCACCGACUUUGAUGCUAAAACUCAUGCUCUACUUGACUGGCUUACUGCUACAGAACAAAGAUUGAAGGUUUGUCUACAAGCCUGUGGAAAAUAAACGUGGCUUCCGAAAAAAAAUCUGAAUUCUUUUUUCUCUAUUAUCUUUCCUGGUUUGACCUUGCGUGCCUCCAUCAUACAUAGACAAAAUUCAAGCUAAAAUUAAUUUUUCUCUCAAUAUGAGUUCAUCCGUAUUUUCUUUGUGUUCUUUCUAAUCAAUGUGGACGCUUCAGGAGCCGACGACGAAUCUGCGUGCGGCGCUGUCCUCGGUAGAAGAGGUCAAGCGUGACCUCGAGGAAUCCGCUCCGAAGCGCGACGAUUGUCUGCAAAAAGGAGCUGAAAUCCUGGCCAAGUGCCAACCUCGAGCGGAACAAACGGUCAAAAACUGGUUGCGCGUGAUCGACGCUCGUUGGAAAGAAGUUUCGGAGCGGGCAGAUGAACGCGAGUUUGCUUUGAUAGAGGAAGAGCAGAAGGAGAAGGAGCGCGACUCGACGAUCGCCGAACUUUUGCGAUUCACGGCGGCCAAGCGGGAGCAGCUGACGACCAUGAUCUCGUUGCCCGCCGCACAAGACCUCGAGGCUAUGGAAGCCAUACAGAAGGACUUGGAGCAGCUCGACUUCGACUUGCGCGAGAAGCAAUCAGAAGUUGAUGCGGUGGUCAAGAGCAUCCGUAAAGGAGUCAAGUCGGUUUCUACAGUUUGAAAGUUUCCAAUUGGUUCGAUUUGAAGGAAUCCGGCCGCAGAGCAGCUCUCGUCCGAAUGGAAGCAAGUGUGGCUGGAUGCGAUGGGUCUGCAGAGCGCCUUGGAAAGCCAACGGGCUCUGCUCGAGGAAAUGAAGCGACUCGAAGCUUGGCGUUGGGAGGACUGGAAAGAGCGUUACGUUGAGUGGAACGAUCAUGCCAAGGUUCUUCCUUUCAUGAGCAUUUCAAGGAGAUGGGGGGACAGUCGGGGGAUCUGACUGAGUCUAAUUGAGGAUUAUUUUUUCACAGGAACAGAAAAAGGAUAAUUAACACGAAACAAUUACGAAGAAAAUUAUAAACAGCAUUCUUUCACAUUCUAAAUCUGCUGCUUAUUUUAGGCGUUUCGAGAAAAAUUUCACGUUUUUUGAAAGUAUUUUUUGUACUACUUGAUUACUUGUACCAGUCAUCUUUUUUUCCAAAUCCCGAAAAGGUGUACCAAAGGAAUUUUUUCGUUUGGAAGGGACCUUACUUUUCCUCCCGAGUUAUGACCUCAUGAUUUUUCAGGAGAAUGUGUGAACAUUUGUGUCAUUGGAAAUCGUUAAUUAACCGUUUUUGCAGGCAAGAGUGUCCGAUUUAUUCCGGAGAAUCGAUCGUUCUCACACGGGAAAUGUUCCUCGUCAAGUGUUCAUCGACGGAAUAAUUGCUUCGAGUCAGUUAUUUUAAAUAAAAAGAACUUGUCAUUUUAGUGAUCUUUUUUGAAUUUUUCAGGAAAGUAACAAAAGACUUGGGGAAAGACAUUGAAUUUUUCAAAAAUUGUAUCCCCUUGUAUGAAGAAAAUCGAAUUCAAUUAGUAUGAACUAAUCAAUUUCCUAAAUUUUUUUAGAGAAAAAUUCUGAUUCCUUACACAUGAAAAAUCAAAAAUGGAUUCUAUGCGCAACUUUUCCAAAUAAUUCAGAUGAAAUAAAAAAUUCGACGGUCUGUCUUUCUAGUAAGUUGACGUUGUGAUUGUAUAAAGGAGUGUUUGGUUUUUCCUUCUUUUUUGAUUCUUCAGUACGUUUAAGAUUCUAAACUCGUUUCAUUCACAGAAUUCCCAACAUCUCGUCUGGAAAUGGCAAAAGUAGCGGAUCUUUUCGACAAAGGAGAUGGUCUAAUCAACUCGAAAGAGUUUAUAAACGCACUUCGGUUCGAUCGGUCUAAUGUCAGUUUUAUUUUUUUCAAGCCGGGAAGUCCGAGAAAUAAAUGUAUACCUUUGAAGUCGAAAGCACAUUGAUGGUUUCAGAGAACUGAGAAGCCGCAAACCGAGACGGAAAAAAUAAAUCACGAGAUUGAAAGACAACGCAAGACGUGCAGCUGCUGCCAGCCGUAUCAGAUCGAGAAGAUCUCUGAUAAUCAUUAUCGGGUAGGUCAUUAAUGUCUGGAAUAGGAUUUUUUGGAGUGAGUCUGAAAAGUAGUGAUUCGAGGUGUUGUAGUUUGGCGAUACUCACAUCAAACGGAUGGUGCGGAUUCUCCGGUCGACGGUGAUGGUCCGAGUUGGAGGCGGCUGGGAGUCGUUGGACGAGUUUCUGCACAAGCACGAUCCGUGCAGAGCCAAAGGUCUGGGUUUCAAUUGUUUUGGAUGGCAAGAAAAUCGUCCAGGCCGUCUCAACAUCAAUCUUCUCUACAAGGAUGUGGCUCCUGCGCACGCCGUCGAUUCUAUGCGCGCCUUCACGAAAAACCGUCAUGCCAAGCAGUUUGAAGUGCCUCCAGUGGUAGGAGUCGUAUCAAGUGUGUAUGAGAAAUAUCGAUUCCCAGGGCACUCCUGGCCCAAUCAUGAAGAUUCGGGAGAAGACCGAGCGGAGUAUCCCCAUGUUUGGCUCCUCAACUCCUUCUCGUAUCCCACGUGCUCCCAGUGAUUUGAGCAUGCUUGGUUUUCAUUCCUUCAAAACAUCUUCAUUUUCUGUAUAUUUGAAGAUUCUCCCGUUGGUCGCGGCUCGAGAUCAACGUCACGGACUUCUCUUCUCGACAUGCAGAUCGCGACGUCGCGUCCCUCAAGUCGCGCCUCGUCGGAUGCUGGCGCCGGCGACAGCAAGUCCAGAAUCCCUUCAUUGCGUGGCAAGAAAGGCGAAAGGUAUUGAAAAAGCGAACGCCUUGCAGUUCAAUUUCUCGCUUUUCAGAUACAAUCCACCUAGUUCUCUCAAAUGA
Messenger RNA from Caenorhabditis auriculariae, 39817 nucleotides. The record is from the annotation of a GenBank genome assembly. Lineage: Eukaryota; Metazoa; Nematoda; Chromadorea; Rhabditida; Rhabditidae.